Molecule: messenger RNA, 2203 nt
Organism: Prosopis cineraria
Lineage: Eukaryota; Viridiplantae; Streptophyta; Magnoliopsida; Fabales; Fabaceae
Product: protein WHAT'S THIS FACTOR 1 homolog, chloroplastic
Exons: 2
Coding region: 260-1744 (494 amino acids)
Molecular function (GO): RNA binding
Source: RefSeq, a predicted model, not a curated record
CGUGCGCCCUCCUCCUUCAAUUUCCCCUUCACCUUCGAUCUUCUCCUCAACCUUCGGCACUUCGGCUUUCAUCCUUUCGCCCAUCCUUCACGCCUUCACCUUCGGCCUUCGCAGAAUCGCAGUCCGCAGUCCGCCGCCUUCGUUCUCUCCUUCACUUGGUCUGCUUGUUCACCUUAAGCAAAUUAACAAGUCUCUUUGCCGAACCUGGCUCAUAUUGCCUAAUUGCUUCUGGAUACGUGAUUGCUUGAAGCCCUUAAAGAUGGCAUUGCGCCCUUAUUCCUCACUCAGAAAUGACUGGCUAGUUGCUUCCCUAAAUUCCAACUUCCUUUCUGGUGAAAUUCCGAUGUUCUUCCACAAUAGCAGGAACCAAAGACAUAGUAACUGCCUUGGCAGUGUUUCAGUUUCAGUUUCUUGCUCCUCUCUCAAACUUGUACGGGAUAGGUCACUUGACAGGCAUGUUGUUAAUAAGAAUAAAAUUCGUUUUGUUCAAAAACUGCUGACUUUACUUCUUUCUAAGCCAAAGCACUAUCUUCCACUUCACAUACUUACAAAAUGCCGGUCGUAUCUAAAUCUUUAUUCACCUCGUUCUUUACUUGCUAUGAUCCAUCGCUAUCCAUCCGUUUUUGAACUCUUCACUAUACCAUAUCCGCCCACGCCGCUCAAUGCUACAAAGCCAUAUCCUCAACUCUGUGUUCGUCUAACUCCAGCUGCAGCAUCUCUUGCUGCUGAGGAAUUGAGUCUCAAAGAUGCCGUUUCCACCACCUUGGCAACCAAACUCCAGAAACUUCUUAUGCUAUCUUCUCACCGUCGGCUCCUUUUGUCAAAGUUGGUUCACCUUGCUCCGGAUCUUGGGCUUCCUCCUAGUUUUCGAUCCAGGCUUUGCAAUGACCAUCCUGAUAGAUUUAAAACUGUUGACACUUCCUAUGGCCGUGCACUUGAGCUUGUAUCCUGGGACUCCAGCUUGGCGCAGUCUUUGCCCUCUCCUACAUUCCAUUCUUUUGAUUUAAUAGUUGACAGACCUUUGAAGUUUAAGCAACUGAGACUUCGAAAGGGGCUUAAUUUGAAGAGACGCCACCAGGAUUUUUUGAUAAAGUUUGAAGAAAUGCCCGAAGUGUGUCCUUAUAGGACCCCUAUUGAAAGUCUGGAAAAGAAAUCAGCUGAGGCAGAGAAGAGAUCUUGUGCUCUAGUAAGAGAGGCUCUUGGAAUGAUGGUUGAAAAGAGGACUUUGAUAGAUCACUUGACCCAUUUCAGGAAGGAGUUUGGGCUCCCAAACAAGUUGAGGGGGAUGAUCCUGAGGCACCCGGAGUUAUUUUAUGUUAGUUUGAAAGGGCAAAGAGACUCUGUGUUCUUGGUUGAGAAGUUUGAUGAGAAGGGUGACCUGUUAGAGAAUGAAAAGCUUUUGGUAUUACAAGAUCAAUGGCUGGCUUUGGCCAUGGAAUCCAAAAGAAUGAGAUGGGAAAGAAGAAAGUCUAGGUUUGACAAGGAUGUUGGUCGUGUCAGUGCUAGUAAUGAUAUUGAUACGGAUGAUAAUGACGAAGAUGAUGAUGAUUAUGAGAUUGAUAACUUCAAAAAUGGCUAUGAUGAUGGCUUUGAGGAUUUAUUUGAGGACUUGGAUUUUGACAAUGACGAGGAGGACGACAACGUCAAAAACAAGUUGUUUGCCCAAAAUAAGAAUGGGGAUUUUUGGACUUCUGGAUCUUCUAGUCAAAGUGGUUUGGAUGGAGCACGAGUGCAACCUUGGUAGUACUGAAUGUGAGAAAUGCCUUUAUUCGCAUGACUAUUGUCUGGGAUGAAGGGUGGAAGUGUCCGCUUCCACAUUGAUAUAAUUGGCUCCUAAAAUUUUGAGGCGUUUUAAUUUAAAUAUUUUUAUACAGCUUGCUGAUUGAUCAUCGACCAGGGUUCCUUGAAGAUAAUUCAAAGGAUCAAAUGAAUUAAUGGGCAGAUAGGAAUCUGUUAAAGGGUUGGCUAGUUAGGGAGUUCUCUACAAACACACUCUCACUCUCUCUCUCUCUCUCUCUCUCUCUCUCUCUCUCAUACAUACACGCGCGCGCGCGAAUUGGUAGAAGUUUUAGUAUUACGACUACCGUGCAUCAGAAUGUGUUUCAUGAAAUGGGUUGAAUUCUGAUUUAGUGUUGAAGCUUUGCUUCCGGGUUCCCGCAUGUAAUUAUAAUGUUUUUAAAUGCAAGUAACAGUUGUUAUGGUA